GCUGCUUGAUGCCUUUGUCAUCCAGCAGUUGGCGUUGAAGGGCAUCCGUGCACAUCUUUGCUUAGUGGUCUUCUGGGUGGGCAUCGGCCUAGGCUUCAACGUCUUUAUCUUCCUUCGGCAUGGAGCUGUUGCAGGCGUAGAAUGGUGCAGUGGCUACAUACUGGAAUGGCUCCUGUCCCUGGACAACCUCUUUGUAUUUCAUUUGAUUUUCCAGCUCUACAAGACACCGUCCCAGGUGGUGCACAAGGCCCUCUUCCUCGGUAUCAUCGGCGCUGUGGUUUGCCGACUCGCCUUCUUUGCCGUCGUGAGGCAGCUUCUGGACUUUGUCAGCUGGCUUCGCAUCGCUUUCGGCUUCUUCCUGGUCUGGAGCGGUAUCCAAGCUGCGCAGGAGGAGGAGGAGAGCGAAGCUGUGGACACCACUUCAGUGCAAGCCCUCCGCUGGCUACUGGGGAAUCAGCUCUUGGACAACUAUGGAAAGGAUGCAGGCAGCCUGGUGAUGUGGAUUGACGGCAAGAUGUUCUUCACGUUGAUGCUGCCUGUGGUGUGCUGCCUGGAAAUCACCGAUGUGGUGUUUGCGCUUGACAGUGUCAGUGCCAAGGCAGCCCAGAUCCCCGACUACUGGGUCUCCGUGUCUUCCUCCAUCUUGGCGAUGUUCGCAUUGCGCGCCAUGUUCUUCGUCGUGCAAGAUUUCGUGUCGAUGUUCGAGAUGCUGAAGUAUGGCCUGUGCUGCAUUCUGGUGUUCAUUGGCAUUGAGCUCAUGAUCUCAGACUAUGUUGUGCUGCCACCACAGGCAGUAUGCGUAGUCAUCCUUUCCGUCUUCAUCAUCUCAAUCGUCGGCUCGGCCGCGCUCCACAGCCAUGGAGAAGCGGGGGAGCUCCUGCAAUCUCCAAUGGACCGAGACUUUGCGUUUCCAAGCUUGGGCUGUUGGAUUGUGAAUGCGGGCGUUUCCGUUUCCAUCUCAACCGUUGUGCCAACUGCCUACGAUGAGGAGGACGAAUCUUCACUUUGCUUGGAUUUUGGAACUUCGAGCGAGGUGCAAGAGAAGAGGGGGCGCUUGCCUGAUGCCUCUGGCUGGUCGGACACGAUGGUGCCCCUGCCAUGGUUGCAUGCAGUUGAUGAGAGCGAGAUGGUGUCGGAGGUGAUUGUCAAGGAAAUAGCCAUCCUGACAAAUGCAGGAGAACGCGCUGGGAGAACCUGUGAGUCGAGCAAAGUCUUAACACAGGUAGUUGUGCCGGCGUCUUCCAAUCCCGUCGGCGUCUUCCAAUCCCAUAGAUAUGAUGACAUGAGGCAAGGCAGUCCCCUUGUGUUUGGCCGGUUAUGGCUGCUGGCUGUCUACCAGGCCCAGGACGCGGUGCCAGCCGUCGUCUCCGACGUUUUCAGUUUGCUUUGCCCAACCUACGCUGUCAAAUGGAAGGAGCAGCAGGGCCUUGGCACAGAUGGCACCUCGAAUUGGUCGGCUCGCUGGCCUGUGAUGCGGGACAUCCUGCAGCAGGGACGGUUUGACGUCCUCUGCCUGCAAGAAGUAGAAGUCACCGAGUUGGAGUCGAUUGUCGCGGACUUGGGAAGUGAAUAUCAGGCGAACUACUUCAAGCAUGCGCGGAGACCGCCGGAUGGUUUGCUGAUUGCUGUGAAAAGAAGCACCUUCAAAGAGGCUCAGUGGAAGGUGGGCGAGUAUCAAGGCUUCGCAGUUGGAGGAGUGGACCUGGAGCACCCUUGUGGGGCGAAGGUUCGCGUGGUCAAUGGCCACAUGAAAGGCGGCCGUCCUGCGCAACUCCAAGCCUUCGCUGACUUCGCCUCUGCGGAGAGUUCUGCAGAUGUGGAGAUCCUGACCGCAGAUUUCAACGAAGACUUUGCGGAACAGGGACGAAGUGAAGGCAUCAUUAGAUGUCCGUUUGCGCAAGAUGAUCGGCGGCAUUACUUCACGCUCUCGCGCGCCCUUGACUUGCCUCAAGUCUCACGCCCCCCGAACAAGCAGGAGGAGGGCCAGUCGUCGGGCAAAGGAAAAAUCGACUACAUCUGGGUGCGAGAGCGGACAAAGGAGUUCCAGGCAGCCCUCGUGUCUGAUCCGCUGUCAAGAAGGGCGAUUAUCGAUAGCCAUCGCAGCUGCGACGUUACUGGAGAUUGGCCAAGUGAUCACGGAUGUGAGGCCUUCAGCGUUCAACUCCGGCCCAGGCUCUAG
This is a messenger RNA of Symbiodinium natans, 2179 nucleotides long. Lineage: Eukaryota; Dinophyceae; Suessiales; Symbiodiniaceae. The record is from the annotation of a GenBank genome assembly.